Molecule: messenger RNA, 1954 nt
Organism: Toxoplasma gondii ME49
Lineage: Eukaryota; Apicomplexa; Conoidasida; Eucoccidiorida; Sarcocystidae
Product: LSU ribosomal protein L14P, putative
Exons: 1
Coding region: 741-1109 (122 amino acids)
Biological process (GO): translation
Cellular component (GO): ribosome; mitochondrial large ribosomal subunit
Molecular function (GO): structural constituent of ribosome; large ribosomal subunit rRNA binding
Source: RefSeq, a predicted model, not a curated record
CUACUGAAGAUUUGGCAGCAUCUGUCUCUUUGUAUAACGUUCCUAGGAAUUAAGGACUUCUCUGUGAUUGCAUACGGUGAGAGACUCAAUCGCGGAGAGCGUUUCGAUCGUUGAGAGUCUUGACUCUUUUCUGGAUCCUUCACCGCACGCGCGAAUUCGCGGGUGCUCACUUACGCGAGGUAGGGGGAAAUCUCGCUGAGUGUUUGCGUGUUGCGGUCUUUCACGACUGUAUCUGCAAGAUUCACGAAUCAAUGGUUUUCGGAGUGGCGUUUAGUAUCGUAUCUCCGGAAAGGCGCAGAAUGGUACGCACACGCGUGCAAUGCUUAACAAACUCUGUCGAUGGAAGAAAACCUGAAGCCUUUGGCCGCGGGGAACUCUUGGAAACAUCCUGCUGACGGUUUCCUCUCUUUGUCUAAUCCAUUUUCUCCGCCACAGCCAAAUCAUUUCGCUUCCUGUCUGGCUUUCCACACCCCAUCCUUUCAGGCAAGCGCAUGUGUGUCAUUGCUGCCUGCUGCGUUGUCUUUUCCGUUUAGCCCCACCAGCAUGGAGAAUCGUGAGGGAAAGUAGCCAGUCUCUUUUGCUGCAGUUUCUGAAAGUGUUUCUGAUCGUUAUUUGUCUUCUCCCGCACUACGGUUUGUUUUGUCGAGUGGCAGACACGUAGGUGCUACGGACUCGAGGUGCCUCUCCGAAAGGCAGGCGUCACCAUGAACUGCUAGGUUCUCGCCUCUGCAUGCGGCAACAUGUUUUUCCUUUCGAGCUUCUGUCUGGGGCUGUGGAGGCAGUCGAUUGUACGUUGCGCAGAUAACACCGGCGUGAUCAAGGCGUGCAUUAUCGGCAUCAGGAAUAAGUACGGCACGGGGAAGAUUGGUGCACGAAUCCGGGUCUCGGUGCGCGACAAGACCCCCGAGUGCACGGCUCCCAAAAUGCCAAAAGGCGUAAUUGUGAGAAGGCGAAAGGAAACGCGGCGGAAAGACGGCAGUUACAUCAAGUUCGACGAGAAUGCAUUCGUCAUCAUUCAGAAAAACAAAGCCCGAGGGACGAAAAUAAAGGGGCCCGUCCCCAUGGAAAUCCGGCACAACUGCAAAACCCUCGCGAGAUGGAUUUUCUGAACAGAAUCGCUGGUUCAUCAGAGGCAGUGCAGACCGCAUACACUACCGGAAAGAAAUCCGAGCAAGGACAUACAGGCCGGAAGACAUACUUUAAGGUCACGUAUUCGUACAAGAAUAUAUGCAUAUCUACAUGUACGCAUGUGGAUAUGUAGGAAUGGGGUCAGCUGGGUAGAACUCGAAGAGUGGAAAUACAGGGUACAAGUCGCGCUUGGGAACGGGUGUUUUUGUUCCGCUGAGAGUGUGUGUUCAUCCGUUGACUGCCUUUGUUUUUGAUAAAGGGAUAGUACACUGCGUCAGGAUCUGCCUGACACGCGUAGCUAAUCGACUCGACUCUGUUUUUCUUUCUAUUAGACAGGAGGCGUGUGUCUGUUGAGGACUUUCGAACAGCGAGCGCUUUCUCGUCCUUGAAACCUGACGUAUCUUCAGAGUCAGGCGGUAUAUUCACCUGAGAAAUAAUCAACUUGCCUGCUGAUGCCUGGCAGUACAUUUAGGCGCCGGCGGCUGGAGUGAUUGCCAGUAAACCUUUAUGGCCAACAAGCGAACACGAAACCAAAACAGCCGAGUGAAUGCCCUCAGUAUUUGGAUCUAAAGGUGCGCAAUGUGAAAAAGACACUCGUGUGUCUGGAGAAGGCCACGAAAAUCGCCUCGCAAACAGUAUCCAACCUUCUGCUGUUCUUUGUUGGCCGUGGUGCAGUAGUCGUGGGCUAACCUAUCCGUCUGACGGUUCAAACGCAGCGACUGUGAAGAGGAUAAUCCACCGUCGUGAGGGUUGUCAUGGAAAUGGUACGCAUGGUUACAAUCCCGUGGAACAGUUCUUUUGGUUCAAGUUUUCUGUGCGUCGUUCC